This is a messenger RNA of Aspergillus bombycis, 1536 nucleotides long. Its product is annotated as flavin-containing monooxygenase. Bases 1 to 1536 code for a protein of 511 amino acids. The transcript has 3 exons. Lineage: Eukaryota; Fungi; Ascomycota; Eurotiomycetes; Eurotiales; Aspergillaceae. Gene Ontology annotation, molecular function: flavin adenine dinucleotide binding; N,N-dimethylaniline monooxygenase activity; NADP binding. The record is from RefSeq and is a predicted model, not a curated record.
AUGGCUCCUAAAGACACACACAGCCGUUCAGAUUACUUCCCAGUAGUCAUUAUCGGCGCCGGUCUAUCUGGGAUUGCGGCAGGGUGCCAACUGAAAACAAAACUUGGCCUGAGCCAGUUUCGUAUAUAUGACCGGAACGAAGGAGUUGGAGGCACAUGGUGGGUUCAUCGGUAUCCAGGUGUAGCGUGCGAUGUCCCUGCAAGCCUGUACUCUUACUCCUUUGCCCAAAAUCCUUCAUGGUCAACUCUGAAGCCUUCUGGGGAAGAGAUUGCGACAUAUAUACGAGCUACCUCUGAGAAAUUCGGGCUUUGCCCGCAUAUUCAGCUCAACACGGAGGUUAGCAGUCUGAUAUGGGACGAGCAAAAUGAAGAAUGGGAGGUAUCCAUCCAUCAGACACCACCGGCCAAAGAGGAGCCAGCAGGUUUCCCUGCACCCAGAUACAAGCGCUCUGUGCGAGCAAAGAUAGUCAUCAGUGCUACAGGAAAGUUUGCCGUCCCUCGAACAGAUUCAGCACACGUUCAAGGGAUCGAACACUUCAGGGGAGACGUUUUACACACUGCACGAUGGGAUGCCAAUGUCAACCUCGAGGAUAAAGAUGUUAUAGUCAUCGGUGCUGGUUGCAGUGCAGCACAAUUGGUUCCAGCCCUUCUGAGUCAGUAUAACGUUCGCUCAGUCACACAGCUGGUGCGAACAGCUCCUUGGGUAUCUCCAAACCUUCUUUCAUCCAGGCAGCUGCGCGCAUGGGAAGCAUACAUGCCCUGGUUAAACCGGAAUAUCCCUGGCUUGGCACAGAUUGUUCGUAUGGUUAUGUUUUUAAUCGCUGAACUUACCUUCUUUCGAAUAUUCAAGGCGGGACAACAGUAUGGUCGAAAGAGGUAUGAAGAAAAGCUCCGGGUUUAUAUGGAACGCAGCAUCCCCAGGGGAUGCCACAAAAUACUUACUCCCCCUUAUGAGCUUGGGUGCAAAAGACUCGUCCAUGAUGCUGGGUGGUUUCAGAGCCUCUGGGAUCCUAGAUUGCAUAUCACAGAUCUUCGGCUGGAUAGGGUUGAAAAAAGGGCGGUAAUACUAAGAGGUCGAGGGGAGGAUUAUCAGGUUGCACACUCACACGAAAGCAAAGUAACAGCGGAUGUGAUUAUCAUGGCAACAGGAUACGAUACCUCAACAUUACUGCACAACAUUGAUGUCAUCGGCAGUGGAGGUGCUGCGCUGUAUGACUACUGGACAACUGGGGGACUCCAGGCAUACCAGGGGCUAGCGGUUCCUGGAUUUAAAAACCUCUUUCUCCUACUAGGGCCUAACUCAUCGAGUGGUCAUACUAGCGUUAUGAUUGGCGUGGAGAACUCCAUCCAUUAUAUUUUGAAACUUAUCAAGCCAAUUCUUGAACUUGACGUGAGCUCCUGGGAUAUCAAGGCAAAGUCAAACAGAGUAUGGACAGAGAAUGUCCAGAGAGCAUCCCAGGAGAGUGUGUGGGUAACCGGCGGAUGCCACAGUUGGUAUGUGGACGAUAAAGGAUGGAAUAGUGCUGUAUAUCCGUGA